AGAGCGCGCUCCUCGACAGCAGCAGAUAGCAAACACUGGGUUUAGUGUACAGCCCAGCCAGGAUCUUCCAGUUUCCGAGGGCGAGCUCUGCUGCUGCUGCUGCUGCUCCAGUAGUAGUGAGUGGCAGUGGAGGUGGUGGUGGUGGUGGUUGGUGGUGGAUUCGAGUCGAGGAGGGAAGAAGGCUCUCUCAGUGGUCAGAGCUUUCAACACAUCUUCUUUAGCUAGCAACUCUCUCCCUCACACACACACAUACACACACACUCUAAUAUUCAGUCGGAACGGAUUUAUCCUAACAAAAUCAUCUGUAUGAUCGGGAGACACAUUCGCGCAGUAUGGUCCGGGAAACCAGACACUUAUGGGUGGGGAAUUUACCUGAAAAUGUGCGAGAAGAGAAAAUUAUCGAGCACUUCAAACGAUAUGGACGUGUGGAGAGUGUUAAGGUCCUUCCGAAGCGCGGAUCAGAGGGCGGAGUCGCAGCCUUUGUGGACUUUGUGGACAUUAAGAGUGCUCAGAAGGCUCACAAUUCCAUCAACAAGAUGGGGGACAGGGACCUGCGUACCGAUUACAAUGAGCCAGGGACUAUCCCGACGGCUGCUCGAGGCCUGGACGAUAGCCUGUCCAUAGCCACUCGUGCACGGGAUGUUUCAGGGUUCACGAGGGGGGCAGGGGCCCCAGUGUAUGGGACCCCUGCAUCGCUCCACAGCAGAGAGGGACGCUAUGAACGCAGACUAGACGGGGCUUCGGAAAGUCGGGACCGUGCUUACGAUCACAGUGCCUAUGGACACCACGAGCGUGGCAGCAGCAGCAGUAGUAGUUUUGAGCGGCAGCGUCACUACGACACAGACUAUUACCGUGACCCGCGGGACCGGGCCCUCAGCGGAGGCGGUGGCAGCACGAGCUCCUCCAGUGCCAGUGCUGCAGGCGCAUCUUUAGGGGUCACUGGAGGGGUUGGAGGGACAGGUUCUAGCAGCAGUGCUGCUGGAGGAAGCAGUGGAAGCGCUGCUGGAGUUGGAGGUGGAGGAUCCGCAUCAGGUGGAGUCAGCUUUUACGGAUCCCGGAGUCGGAGCCCCAGUCGCUUUGAGACUACAGACACUCGAUAUGAGGCUCGCGCGCGGGAAGCUUUUACACUGGCCAGCGUGGUGCACCGGGAUCUGUACCGCGAGGAGAGGAGCAGGCGAGGAGACAGGACUUACCGCCACAGUCGGAGCCGCUCUCCGCACGCCUCCCAGACACACAACGUCUCGCCGCAGAGGUUGGCGAGUCAGGCAGCAAGACCCCCACAUUCCCCCAGCGGCUCUGGAUCCCGGAGUCGCUCUUCCAGCUCGGACUCAGUCAGCAGCACCAGCAGCAGCAGCAGUGGCAGUGAUUCCAGUAGCAGCUCCAGUGAUGAGUCUCCAGCUCGAUCUGUUCAGUCAGCUGCUGUACCCGCUCCUUCCUCUCAGCCUCUGCCUCCACUGGACAAGGAUGAGCCUCGUAAAAGCUUUGGAAUUAAAGUGCAGAACCUCCCGGUGCGCUCAACAGAUACAAGCCUGAAAGAUGGACUUUUCCAUGAGUUUAAGAAGCACGGAAAAGUUACAUCUGUCCAGAUUCAUGGUGCUUCUGAGGAACGAUAUGGACUUGUCUUCUUCCGGCAACAGGAGGACCAGGAGAAAGCUCUUAGUGCAUCAAAGGGGAAGCUGUUUUUUGGGAUGCAAAUUGACGUUACUGCUUGGACUGGCCCUGAGACAGAGAGUGAGAAUGAGUUUCGACCACUAGAUGAACGAAUAGACGAAUUUCAUCCCAAAGCCACGCGUACACUGUUUAUUGGAAAUUUGGAGAAGACUACAACCUACCAUGACCUGCUUAACAUUUUCCAGCGCUUUGGAGAGAUUGUUGAUAUUGAUAUAAAGAAGCUAAAUGGUGCCCCACAGUAUGCCUUUUUGCAGUACUGUGACAUUGCAAGCGUCUGCAAAGCAAUAAAGAAAAUGGAUGGUGAAUAUCUUGGGAACAAUAGAUUAAAGUUGGGAUUUGGUAAAAGUAUGCCCACCACAUGUGUAUGGUUGGAUGGCUUGGCCUCAAACAUUACAGAACAAUAUCUCACGCGACACUUUUGUCGUUAUGGGCAUGUCGUCAAGGUUGUAUUUGACAGAUUGAAGGGAAUGGCCCUUGUCUUGUAUAACAAUAUAGAAUGUGCACAGGCUGCUGUAAAAGAAACCAAGGGUUGGAAGAUUGGUGGUAACAAAAUUAAGGUUGACUUCGCUAACCACGAGAGUCAGAUGGCUUUCUACCGUUCGAUGCAGGCAUCCGGACAAGACAUCAGAGAUUUUUAUGAUAUCCUGUCUGAGCGGCGAGAUGACCGAAGACCACCUUAUCAUGAGUUCUCCACUGAGCGAGCUUAUUAUGAAAAUGUGCGAACUCCUGGAACUUACACCGCAGAGGAUCCGCGUCGCAAGUAUCCUGCUAGGAGUCGGGAGUUUUACACAGAAUGGGACCCCUACACCACAGACUACUAUGACCCAAGAUAUUAUGAUGAGGCUCGUGAAUACAGGGACUACAGAGACCCUUAUGAGCAGGACAUUCGAAAAUACAGCUACAUGCAACGAGAACGUGAUAGAGAUCGAGAGCGCUUCGAUACCGAUCGAGAACGGGAUCAUGGCCGACGGACAAUUGAACAUCCGAGCCAAAGCCCAUCUCAUCCACGUCGUCCUGCCAGCCCUGUUGGUUCCCCCUCUCUCUCUGAAAGGCUACCGAGUGACACUGAGCAUCAUAUUUAUAGUCGCUCCUCUGAGCGAAGUGGCAGCUGCAGCUCAAUUUCACCACCACGCUUUGAAAAACCAGAGAGAAUUAGUUUGGAUCGGUACAAUAAAAGUGCUAAACUUGAAAAAGAAAGACCAGUCUUUGAAGCAGAGCGUGGAGGAAACAGCGGAGAAAAAGACAGACGUGCUGGACGCAAGGAAAAAGGAGAUAAAGACAGAUCAGAGAAACAAAAGUUAAGGAAGUUAAAACUAACAUCUCCCAGUGUUCCAUCGUCUGAGACGGAACCUGAGCCUGAACGGGAGGCUAGCCCUGAAACAGCUCAGCGUAAGUCAAGCAAGCCGGUGCUUAAAGAGAAAGAUUCUGGAAAAGGAAGACUCGAUCUUCCACCUUGUGUUGUCCAGCUAACACGAGUCAAAGAAAAAGAAGGAAAGUUAAUGGACCAUACAGUGAUUGAGAAACUAAAAGGGAAGACUGGCAGUCUUGAUCCUGUCAAGUCUCCACCCCCGCUUCACUCAGCAGACCACAAGAAUAUGUCCCUCCGAAUAGAAACUCAAACUAGGGAGAUCCUCAAACAUGGAAAAGUCCUCAAAGAGAAAUGUUUGGCUAGCCAGGUUGAAGUAGUGGACAGAGAAGGUAAAAGCAAAAGCAGACAGUAUCUUAAAGCCGAUCCUGCAUUUGAUAACUCUUCCAUGGAUACUGAUCGAUUAGCUGCACGAAAGAGGCGUUUUGAGGAAGCGACUGCAAAGGCUAAUCGUUUAAAGAGGAUGACCCAAGACGAAGAUGAAGGAGGGUUUUGUCUGAAGAAGUUGAGCGAAUCUCAUUUGUCAAAGGGAAUAGAUGGGGACAGGAAAUUAUCUCAAAGUGAUAUCAAGCGAGAGAGCAAAAGUGCGAAAACAGAAAAACUGUCUGCUGUAAAUACGAUAGGUGAAGGACCAGAAAUAAGCAAAAUACCCAGUCUUGACCUUCAGUCUCGACCUGUGGAACGGACAGGGGAGGCGUCACAUCCCUCAAACAGUUAUGACCAGAGGAUGCAGGAUCUUGGGACAAAAAGCAGAUCUUGUCACAAGACUGCAGUGUCUGAUGGAAAUACUGAAAUGGAACACUCAAGAGGACAGUACUUAAGACAGAGCCACCUUGAAGGGCUCUCCGUCUUACAUGAUAAAGAUGCACUGGAUAGUGAAGAAAGGUUACUCUUUGACAUGGACCACUCCCAGAGCUGUAGAAAGCAAAUGGAGAAAAGCCGUCGUCUCCAGCAACAAUUGCAAGAGCCUGACAAAACAGACAAAACUGAGAGCACACCUGGCACGGAUGCUGAGGACUUUGAUCGUCGAAGUCUCGUACACGAGGUAGGUAAACCACCUCAGGAUGUCACUGAUGACUCGCCUCCUCUCAAGAGAAAGAAGUCAGAAGCAUUUGACUACGAUUUCAGCAUUAGCAAGGAGCGCAAGUAUCGGAGUUCCAGACAACUGAAUGAUGAGCCUGAAAGGAGAUUUACCACAGCCUUAGCCGAUGAACAGUCAUCUGCAGACAUAUUACAUUUGAUCUCUGACAAAGAUAAAAAAGAAUCACCAAAAACAGAAAACAAAAUUAUCUCCCAUCUUGAUGGAUUAAAAUAUCCGGAGGACAUUCAUGUCACAGAUGCAGUAUUUUUCAAAGUUAAGAAAUCACUAUUUGGCGACGAGGAACUGUGCUGGGAGAGAAAAAUGAGACAGGAGACCCUGAAAGCAGAAAUGAACUUUCCCAGCAGCAUUGUGAAAUGUGACAGCAUUAGGAAGCGUCUUGUACAUGAACUGGAGCCUGGAGAGGUUCAGUCCGACUCUGAUGACGAUGGAGGCGAUUUAAGACAUCUUUCACCAAAGCUGGAAACUGUCUUCAAAAGAGAACGUGAGGGACGUCUUUUAGACCUGAAGCUCUCAGGAUCCCUAGAAAAGACUAAGUUCUAUGAGUUUGCACUGGAUAAGACAAUAACACCAGACACAAAAGCUUUGCUUGAGCGUGCAAAGUCGCUUUCUUCCUCAAGAGACGAUAACUGGUCUUUCCUUGGCUACGACUCAAGGUUCACAAGUAUUCGGACUAGCACUGACAAGGAGAAAGUUGAGCCCACACCAAGACCUAUUCCUUCUUGGUAUAUGAAAAAAAAGAAAAUUCGAUCCGACUCUGAAGGAAAGCAUGAUGACAAAAAAGAAGACCCCAAGCAUGAGGAACAAGAGCGCCAGGAGCUCUUUGCCUCUCGAUUCCUGCACAGCUCUAUCUUUGAGCAGGACUCAAGACGUCUUCGACAUCUUGAACGCAAAGAUGAAAAUCCUGAGGUAGCAGUGGAUAAAGAUGUUGUAAAGUCAAGUGUCACUGUGGAAAAGGCUGGAGCAGGAGGAGCAGAUAUUUCGCAGGAGCCUGUAGUACUUUUCCGUAAUCGUUUCUUGGAGCUACAGCAAAAAAAAGACAAAGACCAAGAGCCACACACUUUUGAAAAAGGCAGCAUUACUGAGACAGUUGAGAAAAAUGUUGUGUCAGAUCAAGAGCAAGUUCAGUCCCCUAACAUGCCAGAUAUUGUGUGUGGUUAUAAAUCAGCAAGCCCUGCUUCACUGGCAUCUCUUUCACAACCCGCCCCCAUAGAAACAACUGUAGCAGAUACCCAAGUUUGGCCACCUACACCAACAGAGUCAUCAACAGUGCCACCACCUCUAAAUGAGAAGUUAGAAAAUAUUCAAGAGACUAGAGAGACAGUCUCUCCUAACCAGCCUAGUCUAUUAAUCAGCAUUAAAUCACUUACUAUUCCGUUAAGCAUGCCACCUACACCUACUAAAGACAGCACAGAAUCAGAGUCUAAUAAAGAAGUUUCUGAACCCCAAGGAACAGCUGCAAAUAUCUUAGCCAAGGAGCAGAACCUUGACGUGAAGCCUCCCACUCCUGCUGCAUCCCCAAGUAACAUAGAGCCAGAGUCCCUCCCUAAGCCAGAGUCCCUUUCACCUAAGAUUGAAGAGCAAGAUAUUCCUAAGCCAGAGUUUUCAGAAGAUAAAACAGAGGAGGUUGAGGAUAAUGUUAACUCAACUGUAGAGUCAUCUUCAGAAAAGCAACUGCCAGUCUCUGAACCUGAAGUGGAGCCAACACAACCAACACGGAAACAACCUAAAAGUAAAAAGGCAAAAGCAAACCAAGCAGCAGUAUUACUUACCCCACAAUCACAGGCAGCUAACAGCGAGAAACCAGCUAUACGGAAGAGUGAACGCAUUGACAGGGAAAAGCUUAAAAAAGCAUUAUCACCAAGGGGAGAGGCUAUCAAAGUUCUGUCUGAUUCCAAGAACACUUCCAAAUCUCCAGUUAAUGCAACAGACAUGGAACAGACUAGUGAUUCAAAUGUGCCACAUGGCAGAACACGACAACGGCGUAAUGUCCGUUCUGUGUAUGCUACACCACCUGAGGAUGAGGCACAUCAACAGCCAGGCAAAGAAGUGGCAGAAUCUUCUAGGUCCAUGCGGAAACGUGCUACUGACAAAGAGCCUGUGCAGCAGGAGGUACUGCCUGCACCAGUAAUCACAAGAAGAGGUCGCCCACCCAAAAUACGCAAAAGAGCCGAUGAUGUUUCUCCAAUGAAGGUGGAGCAGACAAAAAAUCCAGAGGAGGAAGACACAGAGAGCAAAGAAUCAGAAAGCAGUAGUGAAGUCAAUAAAAUUCCAGAGGGAUGGCGUUCUCCUCGCUCUCAAAAAGCCCAGUCUGUAGUCAGCAGAGCUGGGCAGAGCAGAAGAGCAGCUAAAGCAGAUAAACAAUCAGACAGCACAGUAUCCAGCCCAGUUGAUGUCCCUGAAAGUGUGGAAUCUCAUGGCAAAGCAAAAGGAGAGCAAGAGGAGAGUUCCCCAGAAGUUCAGAAUUCAUUGCCGGAUGUAAAACAACAAACAGCAUCUAAAAGAGAUAAAGAACCUAAACAUGUGGAGAAGAAAUGUAUUGUGGAAAAACUGGAUGAAAAGAAUGAGACAGAUACUACAGAAAAAAUACAGACAUCUGAGAAAGGCGUGAAAGGAAAGGUGCAGAGAUUGACCCGAAGCACCAAAAUAUCUUCCGACGAUAAGGUUGUCAAUCUGAAAAACCUUGUCAUUAAUUUAAGUGGAGAUCCUAUUAUAGAUGCUUUGCACUCUGGAGAUGAGAACAGUGAGCACAUUCUAAAGUCGUUGAAGAAAACAGAAGAAACAGAAAUACCUGUUAAAGAAGAGUCUCAAAAAAUAUCAAAUUACUUCAGAGAAGUGGAUGACCUAAGCCCAGACGAGAAGGAUGAUCCACUGUCUGAUUCAGAGCCUUCAGAGGCUGCUUUACUUGCACGGCAAAUGGAGCUGGAAAGGGCAGUUGAAAAUAUUUCUAAACUAGCAACAGAGCAACCACCAGCACCCUACAAAGAAGCACCUUCUCAAACCUCUCCUGUGUUACCACCUGUUGAAGCAGAGCCUGAAGAUGAAACAGAAGUGGAAAAGCCUGCCAAUCCUGCAAGUGAAACAGAGCUUGCUGCUGCAAUCGAUUCGAUUACAGCAGAGGAUAUUUCGGGUGAUGCUGACGGAUUCCAAGCUCCUCCUACAUACACAGCACUACUUCCCACAUCUGAACCAUUAGCUUUGUCUACUGGAAAUGAGGUAAUGGGACCUGAGACAGACUUGGCUAUAACGAAUAUUAUGGAUUCUGAACCAUGUGCUAGUUUGACUCCAGAGUCAAGAUCAUCCGAACCUAUGAAUGUUAUUGAAAGUCCUUCAUCAGAGAUACCCAAAAAGGGAGGAAGAGCACGGCCUAAAACACCAAAGAAAUCCAAAGGUCGAAAAGUUUCUGCCAACAAAAGAACAGAUGUGGCAGCUGCUGCAGUAUUUGAGGCGGAACCUACAUCAAUUAAACUACCGGAGUCUAUUCCUGAGGACAUUCAAACGGUCAACCCUAAAGCAGCGACAUCUUCGGCAGUAGCCACUGUAGUAACUGUUGCUGCCGCUUGUAAACAUGAAGUGCCAUCAACAGUGACUUUGGACACUCCGAAGGAGGCAGAGCAGCCAGCUAUAGACCAGCCUGAACCUCAAGAAUCUGCCUUCCAUUCUGGAAGUAAUAGUCCUUCCUACUUUAGAUCACCAGAGCCAUCCUCAGAGCCAGUAGCUCCAGCACUUACUCCACCUUCAACUCGAAUAAGUGUAACACCAACUCGAUCCGCCAAGGUGCCUCUUACAGCUCCUGAUUGGAGGAACAGGACAGACGAGAAAGGAGUACUCGCAGCGCCCCAAGUUACUGUGGCCACAACAACCCCAACUGUAGGAGUUGGUGGACCUUUAGCAAAUCCCACAAUUCCUCCUGACACAAAAGCUUCUGAUAUUGACCCUAGCUCCAGUACCCUACGGAAGAUUCUGAUGGAGCCAAAAUAUGUAUCUGCUUCAAACAGCAAUGCUGUUUCAAGCACUGUACUUACAACCACAUUGGCAGACCCCCGAAUGUCUCAGAAUGAAAAUUCACCUGUUGUAAAGUCUUCACUACCAGAGGAUAGACCCAGUCCUAUAACACUAGUUACACCCCAAAUGGUAACUCCGCAACCACCUCCCCAACAAAGUGAGCCACUGCAUAUCUUCAAGGAAAAAAUAGCAAAUUCAGUUAUCUCUUCCACUGCUACCUCAGUUAUUAGUCGGAUACCCAUGCCUUUUGAUUUCGAUGACACUCCUCGAAUUUCUUUGAGCAAUCGUAAUUCUGCACUGUCUCAGUCUAAGCAGAAGUACCGUGUAGGCGUGAAUGAGAACAGUAGAUACCAUGGACACUCAGUGCCUGAUGAAGGGCGACUUGCGUCUGAAAACACACCUAGCAACACAGACACGGGACCAGGCUUGAGGGUAAACACCUCAGAAGGUGUGAUGGUACUGAGUUAUUCAGGGCAGAAGACAGGGGGACCUCACCGUGUUGUUGCCAAAAUUAGCCAGAUCCCACCACCCAGUGCAGUUGACAUUGAAUUUCAACAGUCUGUUUCAAAAUCUCAAAUGAAACAAGAGUCAAUUCCAGCUCAACCCUCUACCCCUAAAGGUUCCCAGACACCCACAGGACUUACAAGUGCUGUACUAAGCAGUCAGGGCUUCAAUGCCCAGCCUGUAAUUUCCUCCUUAAAACAGGACAUUCCUGGUUCUGACAAGUCUAAAUCAGUGUACCACACUGGAGUUCAAGGCGCUCAUGUGAAAACAUUCCAACAGUCAAAUACUUCUCCGAUCCUGAGGUAUAGCCAGUCUAUAUUACAUCAUACCAAGAAAGCACCAGUUGGAGAGUCUGUUUCACUUAAAGUAAAUGUAUCUGAUGUAAAACAACCCCAGACAUUUGGUCAGAGUUCUGUGUUAAGUCCACACCCCUCAUUAGCAGGAAAUCACCUUUCGAGUCCAGGUACUCCUAACGACAGGUUGAUCUGUCACUCAAAGCAGGAGCCACACUCUCCAAGGACCUCAGGCAAUUCAACCUCCCCAUUCUCUAAGGUUUGCCCAACUAGUACAUCUGUAGUCUUGGGUACAAGUGGACCAUUGCCUCAGUAUGUGACAAACAUACAUCACCCUGAGCAGUCAGUCAUCAUGCCCCCUCAUAAUGUCACUCAGUCAGUCCCCAUUAGCCACAUAACUCAAGGAAAUGUCAGAAUGAAUACCCCUCCACUGUCUGGAAUGAAUUACGGAAUGCGUGCAGAUUCUCUCUCCUCCCCACGGCCUGGUUCUCAACAACGACCCACUACACCCCAGCCAGCAGUAAUCAGAGAUAUGCUGAUUAAAUCACAUACAGGUCCCCCUGGUUCUGGCCAAGUGAGCGGGGCAAGUGAUGACGAGGUGCGACUCUAUCACCAAGGUGCUCGAAGACCGUCCGUGCCCCAGUUACAAUCUGAUGUCAUGGUAAUCCAACCCGAGUACAAAGGGAUACAUCACAGUGGAUUGCGUCUUGAUCAGUACAAUAGAGACUUGCGCAUACUUAUGCACCAGCAGUUAAAAGACCAUCCAGGAGUUAUUGAAGCCCACCAGGCUCAAACACCAGAGUCUCAGUCGAUUGCAUCUUCUUCACACAUUUCUACAGCGUCCUCCAAAACUUCCCCGGUUGUUAAGAAUUCUCCACAGGCUUUGAGAGAUGCGUCAAAGGCAAUGGAAGUGAAGAUGCCACAUUCUCCUCAUUCAGAGAGUCGGAUAAUUGGUCACUCUUCUGGCUCUGUGAUCACUCCCCAAGGAGUGCAACUCAUACAUCCUGGCAAUUCAAGCUCUAUACCUGAGUACUACAGAGAAAUGCGUGGCUUCCGUUCUCAAUUACCAAGUCACUCAGUAAUUGGGAUUAAUAUGGCGAACCGCAGCAUCACUCCAUCUCAAGGGUCUCAGGAGGGGGAUCACAGACCAAAGGUUUCCCAUAUCACAUCAGCUGGUCCACUGGGUGAACCAAAACUUGACAUCGCACAUGUUAGGCAUCCAGGCUCCAUGGAUUUGUCCCAUGUUUCACGAAUCCAGAGCGAGACGCCCUCUCCCUCUUACACCUCUCCAACAGCCAUUACCCCCAAAUCCGACUUAUCACCUUCUCUGCAGAAGGGAUUUCAGAGCAUUGUCUCAGGGCAGCUUUCACUACCUUCUUCAGCAUCAGCCCAGAUACGACCAGAUAUAAAACUUGACCAUGCAGGGCAUCCAUCAGUUGACAUGGUGCAACUCUUGAAGAAAUAUCCAAUAGUAUGGCAAGGCCACUUAGCACUGAAGAACGAUAGUGCAGCUGUCCAGUUGCACUUUGUUUCUGGUAAUAAUGUACUGGCUCAUCGUUCACUGCCACCACCAGAGGGAGGUCCCCCUCUUCGAAUUGCACAGAGAAUGCGUCUAGAAGCUUCUCAGCUUGAAGGAGUUGCAAGAAGAAUGACUGUUGAGAGUGAUUACUGCCUCCUGCUGGCUUUACCUUGUGGACUAGACCAAGAAGAUGUUUUCAACCAGACUCAUGCCCUCAAAACCGGCUUUAUUACGUACUUACAGGCAAAGCAAGCUGCUGGAAUUAUUAACGUUCCCAACCCAGGCUCCAAUCAGCCUGCGUACGUCGUUCAGAUUUUCCCUCCAUGUGAGUUUUCUGAAAGCCACUUGUCUCACCUCGCUCCGGACCUCCUCAACAGCAUCUCCAGCAUCUCUCCGCAUCUCAUGAUUGUUAUUGCAUCUGUCUGAGACUUUCCAGGGAGAGCCCGUUUUCCUGAACAAGCAGAAUGCCAACACCAGCUGAACAACAUUCUGAAUGCCUGAAUGUUGACUGGGUUUACUCCCUCUUUUGGACAUGCGUUUGUUUUCCUUUGUUUGACUUUUUUCACCAGAUCCUUAAUUCAUUCUUUGAUCUCUUAUUCCAUUGAACCAUUUAACUCUCAUUUGAGAGCGCACAGUAGUAAAUGGAUCUAGAUUUGCAAUGAUCAAUUUUCUGAUCAUUCAUUUUACUGUUUUCAUUGCUGACGUUUUGAAGGUUUGUAUCUAUGGUUUUUUAACACAUUAAAGAUAAAAUCUUUUGAGGUUAAAAAGACAUGGGACUGAGAAACAGUUGUUUUUUAUUUCAUUGAAAUGAUGAUUGUGAUUUAUUAUUUUUUAAUUUUCUUAAAAAGAUGGAUCAGAUCAGUCAUUGCACUAUGUUAGGGAAAUCAAAAAAAUGGAAAUCUGUGGACUUUGUACAGAUUUGAAUAUUGAAGUGAUGCAUAUUACUUUGACAUGCUUCUGUCACCAGCCACACUUGUGUUAAAAUGGAAAAAAAAUAAGCUGGUGAAAAGCAUUUUGUGAAAUUUCUUGGUGAACUGUUGGGAAACAGUGUAUGAUAAAAAAAAAAACAAUUGUUUAUACUGCAACUACUGUUCUGUCACCAGUCAGCUAUUUACUUCCAUGUCAUUUUUGAAGCGACUCUCAGUGUGCGCUCUGUUUUUGCCUAAAGGGACUGAGCAGAGUUAUUGGGAGUUGUAGAGUUUACACUUGAUGCCUCAAUAGGGGAUUGUAUGUAAAUGUUUUCUCUUUUUACUCUAAAGACUUAAUGUGACUUGGGUUCUAAGUGGGACAUUGUAAAUAUUAUAAAUAUUUAAAUACGUUCAAAGCAGUCUGAAGACCCUGUGAAUUGCCGGGAUAACUACAUUGCCAUCAACUAUGAAAGAACAUAGUUUCAUCAGUAUCACCUUAAUUUUUUGUCUGAAUCAGUUCAGUGCCAAAAGCUUUUGAAAAGAAAGAAAAAAUUCAACAGUCAGUUCAAUCAAAUUUUAUUUUAAUACUUGACUUUGUACUUGUCACUGGAUCUUCUACAGCUCUGGUUUCACUUUGCCUUGUUUUAUAUAUUUAUGGUCCCCUACCUCUGUUUCUGUUAUAUUUCUUUUUUGUAUUAUCUGUCAAAUAUGUGCUAUGACGAUUGUCAUAAUUGUCAUAAAUGUACCAUUUUUACUUUUUGUUUGAACCCUUGUGUAUCAUUUUUGGCCUCUCGUUGUAUCAGAUACGCCUCUCAGUAUUGAGACGGUGCCGUGCAGGUGGUCAAAAAUACUUUGUUAAAAAUUGAAAUAUGUAAAAAGCUGUACAGAUCUGUAAUUUCACUCCCCUUUUUGUCUGGUGUCUGUCAUCUUGAGCCAAGAUGUAAAUACUCAUUUAUUCCAUGUAUAUUUUUUUGUUUCCUUUUUCAGCAUCUUUAUUUUGUUUUGUAAGACAAAACAAAGCAGCCUGAAGAAGCAGAACCAGAAGUAAAACGAUGCAGAAAAUCAUGUGUCAAACUCAGUCUUGCAGUUUGAUUAUACUGACUGCAAAUUGAUGAUUCAUGAAGACAUUAAAGGCACUUAUAAUUUUGAUAAACAAAUUCAAAAUUAACAUACCAAAAUGGAAAACAAACAGGAUUCCCUCUCUGUUUUAUUUCAUUUCAUUGUUCUGAGUGUAUUUUGCUGUUCCUCUAUGAGGACAUUUUGAAAUGUAAAAAAAGAAAUUGUUGGGUAACACUUCUACAGAUCAUUAAAUGGUCACUCAUUAUCUAC
Molecule: messenger RNA, 12694 nt
Organism: Astyanax mexicanus (Mexican tetra)
Lineage: Eukaryota; Metazoa; Chordata; Actinopteri; Characiformes; Acestrorhamphidae
Gene: spen
Product: spen family transcriptional repressor
Exons: 15
Coding region: 333-10883 (3516 amino acids)
Biological process (GO): regulation of transcription by RNA polymerase II
Cellular component (GO): nucleus
Molecular function (GO): mRNA binding
Source: RefSeq, a predicted model, not a curated record